UACCCAAUGAAGCAUUGCCAAGUGGCAGUAGUAGGAGCAAGGUGCUGCUCACUUCUCUUGGUGCAUAACCACACACCCACCUGAAAACAGAGGCCAUCCUUGCAGAGCAAACACCCACAACAAUGGAGGCAACUAUGGUGGCAUAUCAACGUGGCACUGCCACACCCAUGUCUAGGCCUACUCUGGCUCCUCCUACUGCUACUGCUAGGACCAUCCCCUCCACUUCUGUUCAGGUGAGUGCAAAGGCUAGCUCUAUCUUUGGGCAGUCAUUGAGGGCUUGGCCCAAAUCCAGUACAAGAAGAAGAGCCUCUGGUAGAGUUAGAAAAGCAGCUCCUCUUGGUAGUGGUAGCAGUACUGCUGUUAUAAAAUGCGAGCUUGGGGACUCUCUGGAAGAGUUUCUGAACAAGUCAACCCCUGAUAAGAAUCUAAUAAGGCUGAUGAUGUGCAUGGGAGAAGCAAUGAGAACCAUAGCCUUCAAAGUCAGGACUGCAUCUUGUGGUGCUACAGCUUGCAUAAACACUUUUGGUGAUGAGCAGCUUGCUGUUGAUCUUAUUGCCAAUAAGCUCCUUUUCGAGUCCUUAAGAUACUCCCAUUUUUGCAAAUAUGCUUGCUCUGAGGAGAACCCAGUGCCUGAGGACAUGGGUGGACCUGUGGAAGGUGGGUUUAGUGUGGCAUUUGAUCCGCUUGAUGGCUCAAGCAUUGUCGAUACCAACUUCACUGUUGGCACCAUAUUUGGAGUAUGGCCUGGUGACAAAUUGACAGGAGUGACUGGUAGAGAUCAGGUUGCUGCUGCCAUGGGUAUUUAUGGCCCUCGAACAACAUAUGUGCUAGCUCUCAAAGAUGCUCCCGGCACCCAUGAAUUCUUAUUAAUGGACGACGGUAAGUGGCAACAUGUUAAGGAUACUACAGAAAUCGGAGAAGGAAAACUUUUCUCUCCUGGAAAUCUUAGGGCAACUUUUGACAACCCUGAAUAUGAAAAGCUCAUCAACUACUAUGUAAGCGAGAAAUACACACUUCGAUACACAGGAGGCAUGGUACCAGAUGUCAACCAGAUCAUUGUGAAGGAGAAGGGAAUUUUCACAAAUGUGACAUCUCCAAGUGCUAAAGCAAAGCUAAGAUUGCUGUUUGAGGUGGCUCCUCUAGGACUGUUGGUGGAGAAAGCUGGUGGGCACAGCAGUGAUGGGAAACAGUCAGUAUUAGACAAGGUGAUUAUCAAUGUAGAUGAUAGAACGCAGGUUGCAUAUGGAUCCAAGAAUGAAAUUAUUAGGUUUGAAGAGACUCUUUAUGGAAGCUCCAGGCUCAGCCUCAAGGGUGCCCCUGUAGGAGCCAAGGCCUAAUAAAAUUCUAUUCUUUUCAUAAGCAAAGAAAAUCAAGUUUUGUUUUCUUAGCAACUUGGUGCUCCUUUCCCCCUCACACCUAUGUCGUGAGGGGGAACAGGAAAUGUUUUAAUAAGUCUUCAACACUUCUAUUUUGGUUUUCAAAUAUAUUCGUCCUGGAAAGUUGGAAAGUCGGCCUGCAUGCAGUUUGUAAGUGACACUUUUAGUUUACAUGCAAGCUAUUGCAAUUUGUAAAUUACAGUUCUAGUCAUUCACAGUCAACAAUUGAAUAUAAUGAUUUAUUUCAAGGUUA
This is a messenger RNA of Cryptomeria japonica (Japanese cedar), 1629 nucleotides long. RefSeq names its product sedoheptulose-1,7-bisphosphatase, chloroplastic. Gene Ontology annotation, molecular function: fructose 1,6-bisphosphate 1-phosphatase activity. The record is from RefSeq and is a predicted model, not a curated record. The transcript is spliced from 8 exons. Bases 123 to 1337 code for a protein of 404 amino acids. Gene Ontology annotation, cellular component: cytoplasm. Gene Ontology annotation, biological process: gluconeogenesis; fructose 1,6-bisphosphate metabolic process; fructose metabolic process. NCBI's taxonomy places the organism in Eukaryota, Viridiplantae, Streptophyta, Pinopsida, Cupressales, Cupressaceae.